AUGAAACGCACCAUGCAACCCGACGGUCCGCGCUGCGCAUGGCGGCGCCUGCAGCCGCUGUUGCUCAUGGCCGUUGGCACACCGUUCCUGGCCUUUUGCAGUGAGCCAGUGCUGGCCUCCCAUGUAGAGCGUGCGAUCCCUCGACGUGCCAGUGGUGGUGUGGAGGUGUCGGGCGACUCAGAGAUGCUGAAGAAGCUUAAGGAGUGGAAGAAGACCCGAGGAGCUGCGUCCAAAGGCUUCGAGAAAGCGAAGGCCCCUGCGCCAGAGCCUGCACCAGAGCCACCGGCGCCGGAGCCGGAGCCAAGGCUGCCCGGUGCGCUGCAGGCAGUGUCCGAGCUGUUGCAGAGCACCGGGCCCUACGACCUGGUCGAGCCCUUCCUCACGGUUGAGCUCUUUGGCAUGACCACCGCAGGCGGUCUGAUCACAGAUCGCUAUGGAGUCCCACAAUACAGUGGGGAAGCUGAGCUCUUUGAAGAGUAUGAAGAGCGGGCUUGGGAUCUUUUUCAUGGAAGAGAAGGCACUGACGGCCUCCAGAUCGCAACGCCAGUUCACUUGAGGGCUGGCCUCACUGGUGCUGCAUACGAGUCGGUCCGCAAGCUGGAACACGGCAAGUUGAAGACCAAGAACAGCGACGGCAAGGCGACCGACGUUGGCAUGAACCUCCUCCUGUCCACCUUGAAGGAUUCGAUAGCAGCUGAACUCCCAGUGAAGACAAGUGAACUCUUCUUUCAGGCCUUCUACAGCACCAGCGUGUGGAGAAAGAACUAUGAGACCAUGCAACAGUACAUCGUACGCCGUGAGCAAGACUUCAAGCGCCUCGAGGACAACAGCCCCGGCACGCAGGUCUCAGAGCAGGUCAGAGCCAUGAUGCUUUUGUGCUUUGGAGGCCUCGAUCCAAAAGAACAGACCUCCGUGCUCAGCUCCUGCAACAACACCUACGAGUUCCAGAAGAUUGCACACGCCAUGCGGAUCCAAUUUCCCAAUGCCGCUGGGAAGCCCGUUCACCGUCGUGACUACCUUGGAGCACGACAGCAAGGUGGCCCUCCAACUCAGCAGGUUCGCAUGCAAUGGAAGCAGAAGUUCAGUGGUAAGACCCGGCAAGUCCUGGCUGCUGAGGACUAUGAACCUGAGCCUGCCGAGUAUGACGAUGAUGUCUACAUCGAGGAAGGCCACGAUGAAGAGUAUGAAGAUGGUCCCACCGACGAGGCCUACGCUGGCUAUUCCGAUGACGAGCUCAUGGACGUCCUCUUGAGCGACUUCCCAGACCUUUCAGAAGAUCCUGCCACCGCUGAGGCCUUCGCCACUGUGGCCCAGCAUCGCUUCAAGAAGAAGAAGUUCAUGUCUGGCAAGUCCUCUACUCCAAGCUCUCCCAGCCAGCAAGCAUUUGGCUUUCAGGCUCGCGGUGAAAUGAGCUUCUCCGAGAAGGCUAAGGACCAGAGAAAGUCUGCAGUCCGCUUCCUGAAGUCCGUCACCCCGUGCACUGCCUGCCAACAGAAAGGCCACUGGGCAGGUGAUCCAGAGUGUCCUGUGAAGAAAGGAAAAGGCCGCGGAAAGUCAUCGGCACCUUCAGCAAAGAAGAAAGGCCAACCUCCGAAGAGGAAGUCUCCGGCCACUACUCUGCUCGCCCUUCAUGAAGCGGAACCUGAUCACCAAGAUCAUGAUGUGUCCGAUGCUGCAAUGGUUGAGUCUCCGACUGCAGAGGUCGAGGAGUGCUACGUGACUGACAACCUCAUCACUCCUGAGAAUGUCAAGGCCUCUGUGUAUCGGUACGACCCAAUCAACCUCAACGGCACUGGCACUUCAGAUGGGCAAGAUGUGUCUCAUGGGAUCUACACCAUGGCAGCCUAUGUUGUGAACGACCUCAACUGCCAGCAGCUGCCGGAUCCUACUCCUGAGCACCUUUGCAGGCGGAAGCGAGUGGCUUUCCGCCACAUCUGUGAUGCUUCAGAGACCCAUGGUUCUGCUGAGUCCUUCAUGGCCUUGAACUGUCCCAAACUUUGUGAGCACUCCUCCUACCGUGGUGGUGAUGAGCGAAAACUUCAUCGCGGCGCCAAUGGCCACACCAGACACGUCACCUGCAAGGAGCGUGGCUGCGACCGCACGAUCAUCAUCGGCCAUCGAAAGGAGCCAAUCGAGAUGUGGUCCUAUCUGGUCCAAAUUCUCCUGUGCACGAAGUGGGGCGCAUCUGAAAGAUCAGCAGGCCUGUUUCGUCGAGUUUGUCAGGUGAGAGAAGAACAUCAAGCACUACAAGAUCAAGCACCUCUCGCUGGCUAUCCGAAGAAGGCAUCUCAGCCUGCAACUCCGCAGAAGACACAAGGUCCCAUCAAGAACCUCUCCAUAGCAAGCGCGACUCCUGAUGGUUGGGACGUGGUCCUCUCAGGGAACUCUACACCGUCUCCGGUCGCUUCAGGACCUUCUUCAUCGUCCAAGCACCCACCAACGGCACGAAUUGUGCGAGCCUCAAGGCAGCGAGUCUGGCUCUAUGGUGUGCUGAUCAGUCCUGAUCAAGAUCUACCAGACUUCCCUGACCUUCCUUCCGAGGACAUGGACAUCCUCCAACCUCUACCAAGCGAUUGUGAGUUGAUCAAUGAUGGAAGCCCGUUUCAGGGUCAUCGCUUCGACGUCGUCUCCUCCGACCCGCAGGCCGAGCACUACUGCAAGCAGGUGAUGACUCAUGCUCUCGCCAAUGAACCGAUGUCACCAGAGAUCUUCCGCUUCGCCUUCUAUCUCUAUGGCCGCCUGCGCCUGGUGCGCGCUUCAGCUGAGAGAAUCACCAAACCUUCAAAGGAAGAGGGCGAGUCCAAAGGCAAGCGCGAGAUCGACAAGAGCCCUAUGGAACCUGUCAGAAAGCUUUGGGCUCCCAUCCAGUAUGACAUCGAUGAUCCCAACUCAGUGCACCUGCAUGAAUGUGAGGUCAUGAUGACCGUGCUGCCCGAGGAGGAGGAGAGCUAUGCCCUGUCUGCUGAUGAUCCACCUGGCUUGGCAAUCCUUGAUUCUGGCUGCACCCGGACUAUGCACGGCAAGGAUUGGGCGGAUCAAAUGGAACAAGGUCUUCUUGCCAAUGGUUUGAGUUCUGCAAAACGAAGCAAAGACCAAACGUUCAGAGGCAUCGGGGGCAAGAUCCAGUCGAAGCACGUCCGCAUCUUCCCGGUCGGCAUCUGUGGUGUCCACGGAGAGGUCCACAGCGCUGAGACGCCUGGCAACACUCCGAUGCUGAUAAGCCGCCCUUUCACGGAAGAGCUGGGCGCUGUGAUCAACCUGGGCAAGCAAACUGUGUCCUUCACCACGCUUGGCAUCUACGAUAAGCCACUGCUCAAGACCUCUCGAGGACAUUUGGCUCUGAACCUCCUCGACUUCGACAGCUCCAAGAUGGAUGAAUUUGAAAGCGAAGAUGAAGAGACCAUCCAGGCAUCGCUCAAGUCAACAACUCCGCCGCCAGGUCUUUCCUAUGAUCCUGCUGCUCAAGCCAGAGACGAGUCCGACCCAUUCAAGAAUUGGCUUGAAGAGAUUGACCCCGCCGAGUACACCAACGAUUUUGGCGGCAUGAAUCCCGAUGAUUACUACGAUAUGCAGGACGACCUGGCUACGUGGCGUGAUGAUGUCCUGGGCAUUGAUCCUCUCACCGGCCGACCUUUUGCACAACAACAGAUCCCUGAGGAUCAGGCCGCCGUUUGUGAGAAUGAGACCCUCUUCGCCGACUUUGCGUCCAAACACUGCUGCAUCCGCAAGACCACCAACAAGAAAGGGAAGAAACUUGAGGACAUGUGCCGCUCACUGGAUGGAGAUGACUUCUUCGAACCCUUCAUGGUCAACCGGCGCGAGCAUCUGCAUCAUGACCUCCUCCUUGAGGAUCCCUAUGUGACGGUGAUCACCCAUCCUUGCGGCCCAUGGGGCAAUUGGUCAAAGUUCAACCUCGCCAAGGAUGGUGCUGCUUCAGUUUGGCCUACUCAGCUCAACAACCUGGUCCUCAUGACCAUGAUCCAGCAGGCCGAGAUUGAGAAGAAUGCCUACAAGAAUGUUCAAGAGGCCUAUCCUGCUGAUCCUCAACCUCCUCGCCGACCUCGACGGCAAAGGAGGGGUCGCAUGGCCAUCUUGGCAAAUCAGUUUGACGCUCCACCGGUCUACUUGCGACCUUCUCAAUUAGAACAACCUCAUGUACAAGAAGGCCCUGAGGAUCAAGUCGAUGACGACCAACCUCUUCAAGACCAAGAACUUCGUGAACAUGUCGCUGCUGGGCUUGAUCCAAUCCUCAGCAGACCUGAGGCUCAGCGCCGUCAAGAAUGGCUUCAAGUGGAUCCGGAUCUCCGUAAGGUCCUGAGAACCUUGCAUGUGAACUUUGGUCACCCUACCCGCAACACGAUGAUGAGGAUCCUCCGGCGUCAGAACGCCAAGCCAGAAGCCAUCCGUGCCGCUGCUCAGAUGACCUGCGACACUUGUGGUGAGAGCAUCACUCGACGUCGACCCAAACCUGUUCGACUACCCGGUCGCUAUGUUUUCAAUGACCACCUCCUGCUCGAUGUUUUCUAUGCCCGUGAUGUCUCCAGCAUUCAGUUUUCCUUCCUCAACAUCCUGGACCAGUCCUCUGGGUUCCAAGUGGUGUCAUGCCUUGGAGAAUCAAAGGGACCUCCUGCUUCAAAGGCGGUCCUCAGCUUCGCCGACUACCUGAAGCAAUUUGGAGUCGAGCAAGAGGCCAUGCCGCUUGAGGCACCAUGGAAACAAGGCCAAGUUGAACGUGCUGGCGGUCUUUGGAAGCAGCUCAUGACCAAAGUGGUCCAAGAAAGCCAGAUCCAAGGUCUACAAGACAUGAUCACCGCGACUACCAUCGUCACCCAGAUCAGAAAUGCACAUCCUCGUGCAAAUGGCUAUGCCCCGAACCAGUGGGUACUUGGCAUGCCCGAGGUCCGGAUUCCCGGAUCCUUGAUGGUGGAACAAGAUCAAGAGCGACUUGACCUCAUUGAGGCAGCGGAAGAUCCUCAGUCUGCUAUGGCCAAGAAUCUCUCGAUCAGAGAAGCUGCCCGUGUCGCUCAAGUCAGACUGGAUACAGACAGCCGAGUUCGACGUGCUCUGCUUCACCAGUCAACGCCUACAAGAGGCCCUUUCCCCAUCGGUGCCUACGUCUACUUCCUUCGACAACAAGGUGCUGAUGAACGAGGCUUCAAAUGGAAUGGUCCUGUCUUGCAAGUGAAGAUGAGCUCGUGGCAGUUCACGCCAUCCCUCAGCACAUCAUCGAGCCAGAGUUCACCAAAGGAGCCAGAAACUAUGUGGCCCGUCGUCCUUAUGCCCUCGCAGUACCAGAUCUUCCCGCUGAAGAACAGCAAGGUGAUGUUCCGGCGCCAGAAGAACUACAAGAUCAGCCCGACGGGCCUCCCCCAGCUGCCGCUGGGAAUCUCUCUCCGCUACCACUUGGCGGAGGAAUCAAGCGACCCCACGAUGAACCAGAUGGGAAGGACGAUCCGGUCUCACCGACCAGAGCUCAUCGCACUACAGGAGAACCAGAACAAGAGCAAGGGCAGCCGUCAAGUGGUCCAGAACAACAUCAUGGAGCACCAUCAUCAGCCGGACCCUUCGCCUAUGUCCCAGUCUGGCACCACCCCUGGGCCUUACUUCACUGAAGGUCCUGCCGAAGUUUUCCCGGACAUGAAUGACAAGGCGCUCCAAUCCAAGCUCAAAAGGCUGGCAGAGAUCCAGUCCGAUUCUGAAGUUUCGCAACUCGAAGAUGAUGCACCAGCUUCCUGGCUCAACAAUCCAAAGAUUGAAGAGAUGGCACACGACGCCUUCCUCACUGGUAAGGCCGCCGCUCGCGGGGAGAUUGACAUCUACAAGCUCUCCGAGUCAGAUCGUGCACUCUUCGACGCCUCCAUGGCCAAGGAAUGGGCGUCUUGGCAGAAAUUUGGAGCAGUGGAGAUCCUCACUGAACAACAAGUACAAGACCUACCAGACGACACUCCCAUCGUCGGCACGCGGUGGGUCCACACUGACAAGAACAAGAGGCCACGUCUCCUAGCUGCUGCCAUGUCCAAGCGCACCAAGAAGACUCCCGACCAAAUCAAGAAGGAGUUCCCCUUCGAGGCAAAGUCAAGAAUGGUCGUCCAAGGCCACCAAGAAGAAGGUCAUGAUGGCAUCAGCAUCAGGACAGACUCACCUACAGCAAGUCUCCUGGCCUUCAACCUGAUCUGCUCCGUAGCCGUCCUACAUGAUUGGGCAGUGUGGGCUUGUGAUGCCUCAACGGCAUACCUUCAAUCCUCAGGUAUCAGCCGGCUCCUCAUUCUACGACCACCACGACCUCCACCACCGGGCGUAUCGCCAAUGGAUCUCUUCCGUGCCAAAGGCUCCAUCUAUGGCACGAAGGAUGCAGGCAGAUUCUGGUGGAAGAAGCUCUUCAAGACAGUGCAAGAGCAUGGAUGGCAGAUGUCAAAGUAUGAAGCCGCCCUGUUUUACUUGUUUCAGGAAAACAAGCUCAUCGGUGUCAUGGCUUCGCAUGUUGAUGAUCUUUUCUGCACCGGCACCGGCAACAAGUUUGAGAGCGCGAUCAAGGAGCUUGAAGUGAAGCUCUACCUGAAGGUCCACAAGAAUGACUUCCGCUUCUGUGGUGAGAAUGUCAAGGUCACCCCCAACUCCAUCGACCUGGACCAGUAUGACGCUAUUGAGGGCAUCGAGUUCAUGGUCGUUGACAAGGAGCGGAGGAAGAUGCCAAACGCCUCAUUGACAGAGGCGGAGAAGACCGACUUCAGGGGCUUGAUUGGGUCCCUUGGUUGGAUCACGAGGCAGACGCGACCUGAUCUCCAAGUCAACGUGAGCCUCGCUUCACAGACCAUGGCGAGUCCCGCCGUCAAGGAUGUGGUUGAGCUGAACAAAGCAGUGAAGAUGCCCAAGGACACCUGCGACAACAAGUACAGGUUCGUGAAGCAUCAAGAAAUGACCUGGGACAACAUCAUCGUCGCCGUCUUCGCUGACAGCAGUUUUGCAAACUCCCAGAACAUGAAGUCCCAGUGCGGCUACAUAGUGGUCCUCACCACUGAGGAGAUCAAGUCAGGGGCAAGCGCCCCGAUCAUGCUGCUUGAGACCUACUCCGGGUCAAUCAAGCGGGUCUGCCGCUCGACACUUGCGGCAGAGGCCAACGCCUUUCUCAUGGCGUCUGAGGCUGGCGACUAUGUCCGCUCGCUGCUGAUGGAGAUGAAGUUCCCUGGAACCUCCGUCCAGGACCUCCAGGAGUACAAGAAGGGCAUCCUCCUGGCGUUCACGGAUGCCAAGUCGCUGGAGUCAACGAUCGUGAAAGAUGCAGGACAACCAACAGACAAAAGGGUGAAGAUCCUAGUGGCUCAGAUAAAGGAUCUUCUCGGCUAUGGCUCCUAUGUGGCUGACGAGCAGUACGCCAUCUGGUGCGACACGUCACAAAUGCUGGCCGACGUUCUCACAAAAGCUGGAUGUGAGCGCGCUCCGCUCCUGCAGGCGAUGGAAGAAGGAAGAUGGCAGCAUGAGCCAUCAGAAGAAGCAAAGCUCCGGAAGCUGGGCAUUCGCGCUGGUCGUCAGGGACAAGAGGAGGUGAGUGUCACUGAGUUCUCUGCACAGCAGGUGGUGCGCGUCUUCUACGCGUUCUUCCACGGUUGGCGAUAUCGCCAUGGGUUGCCGGAGAUGGAGCUGACUACCAAGCAGCAGCAGCUGGUGGUGUUGAUGAUCCAAAGCAACCUCGCCCUGGUGAACUCGGCCCAGGAGUUCUGGCCAAGGCUUUGUGCCGAGCUCGGGAGCCCUCGCGACCCGGAGGCACGAGAGCUCUUGCUGGCCUUGACGGGGGUCUUUGAGUUGUAG
This is a messenger RNA of Durusdinium trenchii, 7806 nucleotides long. NCBI's taxonomy places the organism in Eukaryota, Dinophyceae, Suessiales, Symbiodiniaceae. The record is from the annotation of a GenBank genome assembly.